AUGUGUCGCGUCCAGCUCCACUGCCCGAGCACCUCAAAGACCAUUGACAACUUUGUCAUCGGGGCGUAUCAGAAGCCAGAGCAAGUCCUCCAGGGCGUGCGUCUGGCGCUGGAUCUCAAGUUCGCAGCGCUCUACACCAUCGACGCAAAGCCUAUCAGCGAUCCCAGCAAGACGCUGCAGGAUGACGAGCGUGUGCUUGUCGCUGCAAGUGCGACCGAGACUAUGUUGCCUGAUGCGGCGUAUGGAUACGCUAUGUACGCUGGUGAAGAAGGAGAGGAUGUUGACAUUGAUGUCGAAGGCUAUGGAAUGGAUUGGCAGGACCUCAUCGACCGUGAGAAGGCCGCACAUAUACUCAGCCUCGUAGAGUUCAAGCCGUCAACCCGAAACAAGCUCCGCAUCACGCGGGAGUGUGGCGCUGUAAGAGAGGAUCUUGCAGCCAUCAACCAGCAAGACCUGGAUAUCACGCCAGCGUCGACCACGGAUUCCGACACGCUGAUCCAGGAGAGGUGGGAUACGACCCUCGAUGCCUUCCUCAAACAGAUCGCCAAGAACGCUACUACUCUGGGUAUGAAGUCAAACGUGACUUCUUCAUCGCUUACUCCUUCAACCGUAUCAGCUCUCACCGUCUUCUCGUCCAUGACGCUUGGACAAGCGCGCCUCGCCAGCGAAGUGCUGUCCGAGGCCUUCGCCAUGCGCAUGGAGAAGGAGGAAGGCGAGACCAAAGACCCCGUCCUCCGUGACGAUGACGUGAAGAAUGCGGUCGAGAUAGUCUACGAGCGAGCUGGUGUGGUGCCGGCCAAGUUGACGAAAGUCAAGGGGGGAAAGACAAAAGACCGAAAGAGGGCGAAGGGGAGAAGCAAGGCCGCGGGUAGCAAUGCGGGCUUGUGA
Molecule: messenger RNA, 888 nt
Organism: Bipolaris victoriae FI3
Lineage: Eukaryota; Fungi; Ascomycota; Dothideomycetes; Pleosporales; Pleosporaceae
Exons: 2
Coding region: 1-888 (295 amino acids)
Source: RefSeq, a predicted model, not a curated record